Molecule: messenger RNA, 1263 nt
Organism: Hansenula anomala
Lineage: Eukaryota; Fungi; Ascomycota; Saccharomycetes; Phaffomycetales; Wickerhamomycetaceae
Gene: TIM50
Product: protein translocase subunit TIM50
Exons: 1
Molecular function (GO): phosphoprotein phosphatase activity
Source: RefSeq, a predicted model, not a curated record
AAAGAUAAAAAGAAAGAACAACAACAGUCCAUUCUCACAGAUGAUUUAUUAGCUAAGGCUGGUGUCGAUGUUGAAGAACCAACAGCUUCAAAGUCUAAUGGAAAGCAAGAAGGUGAAUCAUCUAGUUCUGGUGAAACUGAAGAAACUGCUGGUAAUGAAGAUGGUAAAUCAGAAAGAAAGAAACGUAAUAGACAAAGUUCCACCGAUGUUAAAAGAGAAAAGGCAGCUAACUACUUCUAUUUGGGGUUCUUUGCCACUGCAUUAGGUACUGUUGGUUAUUUGGCUAGAGAUUGGGAAGCUGAUGAAGAUGAAAAGAUUAAGAAAGACAUUCCAAAUGGUUAUUCUUUAGAUUCCAUGUGGGCAAGAUUCAAUGCUAGAUUUAAUUCAAUCUUUACCUAUUUCCAAGAACCUCCAUUCCCUGAUUUAUUGCCAGAUUCCCCACCAGAACCUUAUAAACGUCCUUUAACUUUAGUUUUAACUUUGGAAGAUUUAUUAAUUCAUAGUGAAUGGGAUAGUAAAAAUGGUUGGAAAACUGCUAAAAGACCAGGUGUUGAUUACUUCUUGGGUUAUUUGAGUCAAUAUUAUGAAAUCGUUUUAUUCAGUUCUAACUAUAUGAUGUACAGUGAAAAAAUUGUUGAAAAAUUAGAUCCAUUACAUGCUUAUAUUAGUUAUCAACUAUAUAAAGAACAUUGUUUAUACAAAGAUGGUGCCCAUAUUAAAGAUUUAUCAAAAUUGAACAGAGAUGUUUCCAAAGUUUUAAUUAUAGAUGUUGAUGAAAAUUCAAUUAAAUUACAACCAGAAAAUGCUAUCAAAUUACAACCAUGGAAUGGUCAAGCUGAUGAUGAAUUGAUUAAAUUAAUCCCAUUCUUGGAAUACUUAGCAACUCAACAAGUUAAAGAUGUUAGACCAAUUUUAUCUUCAUUUAAAAACAAAUCACAUAUUAGUGAAGAAUUUUUAGAAAGAUCUGAAAAAUUACGUCAAGAAUUUGAAAAAGAUCAAGCUAAAAAGGAAUCAACCAAUUUAUUAAAUAAAUUAUUGGGAUUACCAGUUGUUAAACAAAAAUUCCCAUUAGACGCUAUUCAUGAUGAAGGUGUUAGAAAUUUCCAACACUUCCAACAAUUGAUUAAAGAAGAAGAACAAAAAUUAAAAUUACAAGCUGAAAUGCCAAAAGAAACUUUUAAAUUAAAAGAUAUUGUUGAAGGUAACUUACCAAGUCAAGAAGAAAUGAUGAAGAAACAGUUGGAAAAACAAUUAGAAUUUGAA